Cygnus atratus (black swan) is the source of this 1078-nucleotide messenger RNA. It is a transcript of the gene POP4, whose product is annotated as POP4 homolog, ribonuclease P/MRP subunit. Bases 35 to 832 code for a protein of 265 amino acids. The record is from RefSeq and is a predicted model, not a curated record. Gene Ontology annotation, biological process: tRNA 5'-leader removal; rRNA processing. Gene Ontology annotation, cellular component: ribonuclease P complex; ribonuclease MRP complex. The transcript has 7 exons. NCBI's taxonomy places the organism in Eukaryota, Metazoa, Chordata, Aves, Anseriformes, Anatidae. Gene Ontology annotation, molecular function: ribonuclease P RNA binding.
CCCCCUCAGGAGGUGGGCGCGCGCAGCACCGCACAUGCGCACCCCGGAGGCCGCCUGGCGGAUAAAAGCUGCGGCGGGCGGGCGCCGAUCCCGGCUGCAGCCUCUGCGCGCGCGCGGGCGUGUCAGUGGCCUGCGCCCGGCGCCGCCAUGGAGGGUGCGCUGUACGGCGGGCUACCGCGCCAGGCGACGGAGGAGCUGUGCCUGCAGUGCUUCGUCAAAAUGUCUUCAGCCUCAGAGGUCAGAAGAGGCUAAAGCCUUUGUAAGCGCCUUCCUGAAGCGUAGCAUGCCAAAAAUGAAAGAUGAAGCUAUCCAGGAUGUGUUAUCUCGGAAAGCUGUAAUUCUGGAGCAUUAUGCCAAAAAAAGAAAAAAGCAAAAGAGGAAGAAAUCUAAAAGCUUUACUGCCAAGCAGAGGCGAGAAAUGCAUCUUUUUGAAAUCGAACCUGAACAGCAGAGAUAUGCAAUCUUUUUACCGCUGCAUGAACUGUGGAAACAGUACAUCAGAGACCUAUGCUAUGGACUUAAACCAGAUGCGCAACCACAGAUGGUUCAGGCCAAACUGCUAAAAGCUGAUCUCCAUGGAGCUAUUGUUACAGUCACAAAAGCAAAAUGCCCCUCUUAUGUUGGGAUAACAGGAAUCAUUCUACAGGAAUUUAAACAUGUCUUCAAAAUUAUCACUAAAGAGGACAAAGUAAAAGUUGUUCCCAAACUUAACAAUGUAUUUAGCUUGGAGAUUGAUGGAUUCAUUUCCUACAUCUAUGGAAGCAAGUUCCAGCUCAGAGCAAGUGAGCGAUCUGCAAAGAAGUUCAAGCUGAAAGGAACUAUUGACCUAUGAUUUCAUAGCAAAUCAGAAGUAUAUUUAAUAAAAAUGCCUACUGUUUUCCUGCAGUUUGAGAACCAGGUUUUCUGGCAAACUGAAAAUGGAAUUAACUGUUUGAAGGUUUUCUAGAGCAUUUCUUCAUACUGAAGACUAGCUUCUGUUGCCUUGAAAGCACUCUGUCAGGCUGUUGGAGUUUAGUUGUGUUAUUUGUAUUUGUGUGCAACAUUCUGCCUUUUAUUAAACUUAGUACUGAUUGCCUGG